Halteromyces radiatus is the source of this 1811-nucleotide messenger RNA. RefSeq names its product serine/threonine-protein phosphatase 2B catalytic subunit A1. Gene Ontology annotation, biological process: calcineurin-mediated signaling; fungal-type cell wall organization. The record is from RefSeq and is a predicted model, not a curated record. The transcript is spliced from 8 exons. NCBI's taxonomy places the organism in Eukaryota, Fungi, Mucoromycota, Mucoromycetes, Mucorales, Cunninghamellaceae. Gene Ontology annotation, cellular component: cytoplasm; calcineurin complex. Bases 104 to 1723 code for a protein of 539 amino acids. Gene Ontology annotation, molecular function: calmodulin-dependent protein phosphatase activity; calmodulin binding.
GCUAAUUUUUUUCCCUUUUUUCCCAUUCCCCGCUUUGUUUUUUUUUAACUUCUUUUGAUAUCAUUAUACUCAGUACAUAUUACUUAUUCAGUUUAUAUGAAAUAUGGAAGAUAUCGAUGUUAGUCCUGCAUUAAGACGUUUACAAAACAAACCUGACAUACCUACCAUUGACUAUUCAGUUCAUACUAUGGAUGAUGGUGCAGUAGUUAGUACUAAAGAACGAGUGAUCAAAGAUGUCCCUGCACCAACUGUGGCACCCCCUACUGAUGAAGAAUUUUGGAGUAAAGAACGCCCUGGUUUACCUGACAUUCACUUCCUUAAGAAUCAUUUUUAUCGUGAAGGUCGUUUGACAGAAGAUCAAGCUUUAUAUAUUCUCGAAAAGACAUCUGAUAUUUUGAAAAGUGAACCUAAUUUACUUGAAGUUGGUGCUCCUAUUACUGUUUGUGGUGACAUUCAUGGUCAAUACUAUGAUCUGAUGAAGCUCUUUGAAGUAGGAGGCGAUCCUGCCAAUACUACUUAUUUAUUUUUAGGUGACUAUGUUGAUCGUGGUUACUUUUCUAUUGAGUGUGUCUUGUAUUUAUGGUCUUUGAAAAUGUGGUAUCCCAAUAGUUUCUUUUUAUUACGUGGAAAUCAUGAAUGUCGUCAUUUGACCGAUUACUUCACCUUCAAAACAGAAUGUCAACACAAAUAUAGUGAUCGAAUUUAUGAAGCAUGUAUGGAUUCUUUUUGCUGUCUUCCAUUAGCGGCUAUUAUGAAUCGACAAUUCUUAUGUGUACAUGGUGGUCUCUCUCCUGAAUUACAAACAUUAGAUGAUUUGCGUAUGAUUGAUCGAUUUCGUGAACCUCCUACUCAUGGUCUAAUGUGUGAUUUACUUUGGGCUGAUCCUUUGGAAGAAUUUGGAUCUGAAAAAUCAAGUGAGCUUUAUGUUCAUAAUCAUGUUCGAGGUUGUUCUUAUUUUUUCAGUUAUCAUGCAGCCUGUCAAUUUUUGGAACGUAACAACUUGUUAUCUGUGAUUCGUGCACAUGAAGCUCAGGAUGCUGGAUAUCGAAUGUAUCGCAAAAGUAAAACAACAUCAUUUCCUUCAGUAAUGACUAUCUUUUCAGCACCCAAUUACCUGGAUGUGUACAACAACAAGGCAGCUGUAUUGAAAUAUGAAAACAACGUGAUGAACAUCCGUCAAUUUAACUGUACACCUCAUCCUUAUUGGUUACCGAAUUUUAUGGAUGUUUUUAGUUGGAGUUUACCUUUUGUUGGAGAAAAAAUUACGGAUAUGUUGAUUGCCAUUUUGAAUAUCUGUAGUAAAGAGGAACUUGCCGAUGAAGAAAACAAAUUAGAUAUCGAUGACAAAUCUGUAUUGGAUGAUGCAGCUGAACAACGAAGAAUAGUGAUUAGGAACAAGAUUAUGGCAGUAGGCAAAAUGUCUCGUGUAUUCUCUGUACUUCGUGAAAACUCUGAAAGAGUGAUGGAACUCAAAUCUUUAUCACCUUCUGGUAAAUUACCAUUGGGAACUCUUGCAUUGGGCGUAGAAGGAAUCAAAUCUGCAAUCACUACUUUUGAAGAUGCCAAACGAUCUGAUUUGGAAAAUGAACGAUUACCACCUACUCGGGAAGUCAAGGAUGCCCUUUUGCGUGAAGAAACAAACAACAAAAUUAGGGACGCUUGUGACGAAGAGGACCAAUCUUUGAAUGAUCUUGCUGAUGCCAUCAUCAAGGAAUCCGACUAGUUAUAUAUACAAUGUUUUUUUAUUCCCUCCCCAUUUUUAUCGUCAUUCUAGCAGUAGUAGUAAUAGUAGUAAUAGUAGUAAUAGUAGU